AUAGGGUGUCAUUCAUAUUUUUCUUCAUAGUCGAACACAACAAACAAAUUCUUUCCAAAAUAGAGAAACUGUAUUAGAAACUAUUCCAUGGUAUACCCAGGCGAAUAAGACAUAGUACGUUAGAAUGUAUCCGUAUGGUAUGGCAAAUCAUGUGACAAGUCGGGAGGAUAUUAUUGGACUGGACUGGAGGAACUCAUCCUCAUAUACGAGGCCGAGGGACUGUGAAAUUGUUGUGCCGCCAAUAGACAUGUCCUAUGUAGGCGAGACGAACAACGAGAAAUCCAAUCAUCCGGCCCUUGGCAAAAUCAAAAGCCCCAAGAUAGUGAACAAAGCAAAAAAGUCGCACAAGCUAGAGGUCAACGAGAAAGUUGUGAAGAAAGACAAGAAGAAGGUCAAUCCAUGAAACUGAGCACUAAACUACCCAAGGUUGCUCUGGUCAAGGUCACGCCAAGGGUACUGGCCAGACAGUCCGCCGAACUUGAACUACAUGGGCCAGCUAACACUCGACAAAUUGCGGAUUAUCUAUUAGACAAUCGACUAACUGUGAACAAUGGCAGCCUGCAGCUGGCGGCACCCAUGGAGGAACCCACCGGCGAGUGCCAUUGCGCCGAUAGACUCGGGCUCUUGGCUCGGCUGAUAACAUCGCGACACGAUCCGAUAUAUUCCGGUAGAAUGUCACCCACCUUGAAGUAUCUGAGCGAUAUUAUGCAAGAGCUGUUGUCCGUUCUGAGUCUAUUAUUUGUGAUGGGCUUGCUUUUGGCCUGUUAUCUGUGCACUAAGCCACGGGAACUCUCGUUCCUGCAGCGGCUGAUGCGAAAACUAUCUGUAUUGUUUGCAACCGAUUCCUGUUACGAUUGUGGUUUAUGUUAGGAAUUCCUCUUAAUUUUGAUCAACCAAUUAAAAAUUCGAAAAGAAA
Messenger RNA from Drosophila montana, 916 nucleotides. RefSeq lists its product as uncharacterized. NCBI's taxonomy places the organism in Eukaryota, Metazoa, Arthropoda, Insecta, Diptera, Drosophilidae. The record is from RefSeq and is a predicted model, not a curated record. Bases 125 to 403 code for a protein of 92 amino acids. The transcript is spliced from 2 exons.